Merops nubicus (carmine bee-eater) is the source of this 981-nucleotide messenger RNA. RefSeq names its product transcription factor E2F7-like. The transcript has 4 exons. NCBI's taxonomy places the organism in Eukaryota, Metazoa, Chordata, Aves, Coraciiformes, Meropidae. The record is from RefSeq and is a predicted model, not a curated record. The annotation marks the transcript as partial.
CGGAAGCGCAGCGCCUCCCCCCCGGCUGCCCCCGGCCAUGGAGAGCCAGCUGCCAAAAAGCAGGCCCUGCAACACAGUGAUGUGCCCCUCUCCCUUGUGGUAGCCAAGAAGCCUUUUGAGUCGCCCAAAGCGGAGUCUACCCCAGGAAGUGGCUGUACAUCUGCUGUGCAUCUAAAAGACUUUCAUCUUGACCUCGCAAGUCCUGUUGCUCCAGAGGCUGCAGACGAGGAGUCUACUAAGCCUUUAGAUUCUCAGGAGCAAGAAAAACCAUCUCAGAACAAAGACCCUGAUGAACCCUCUCCAGGAAAAGAGCACAUCUCUAAAGAAAAAGCUAAUCAACCUUUCCUACCACAGUAUCUUUAUGUUCAGCCUACUGCUGGAUUAAGCAGUUUUAAUUUCCUGUUCUCUGCAAACCAAGCCCCUGGUGCUAUCAACCUGGCUGCGAGCCCGUUACCUUCUCUGAGCGUCCCCUGUGUCAUGGUGCCGUCAGCAGCCCUGGCUUCCUUCCCUCUCAUCUGUUCUCCUGCCAUCAGCACUCCUCUGCCCUCCGGUCCUGAUGGCUCCUUCUCAGCUGCCACUUCCAUGAAUUUCAGCAUGCCUGGCCUGGCAUCGACAACGCCUGUUUUCAUAGGCACCACGGCAGUGGUCCCCCCCAAGUUCUCACCUGCGCCUCCAGUGGAUCCCCAGCAGCCAGCCCACCCCGCUCGGCACCCGAGUCCUGUGCUUGCAAGGUCUUGUGGUGCUGUUAAACUGGACGCCCCCGUGUGUCUGGGGCAGCCGGUGACCCUUCUGAAGCUGCAGCAGCCUUCGUCAGCUCCUCUCACUCCCAAGAGCAUUCGUCCUGCACGUCAUGAGGCAUUUUUCAAGACUCCUGGAAGUCUUGGAGACCCUGUUGCAUGGAAGAAGAAUGAAGGCAACCAGACCAGAAACGCCAGCUCUGUGCAGAGGAGACUGGAAAUCUCUGGUACCAGCCCUGACUAA